Trichomonas vaginalis G3 is the source of this 633-nucleotide messenger RNA. RefSeq names its product protein of unknown function (DUF3447). The transcript has a single exon. The coding region runs from base 1 to 633 and encodes 210 amino acids. The record is from RefSeq and is a predicted model, not a curated record. Lineage: Eukaryota; Parabasalia; Trichomonadida; Trichomonadidae.
AUGACUAAACAAGUCACUCAUCUAAAUAGAUACAGCGAAUUUAGAAGUGAUUAUAAUUACCAUAUAGAGAUAUACAAUGCGUUAUAUCAGUUAAAAACGGUAAGCGAAGAAGAAUUAAACUCAAUUUACAAAAAGAUCAAAAACAAACUGAUUGAUUCAAAGAAAUAUUUCCCCAAAUGUAUAAUAAGAGACAUUUUACAGAUAAUUCCUUAUAAUAACCGCUACACAAAGUCAUAUUUGAAACUUGCGAAACUCAUAUCAGAUGAUUAUCAAGUAAUAGAAGUCAAUAAUAUCCCAACUAUUUCUAACUACCUGUUUUACAAAGAAUACGGAAUUAAACUGGAUAAAUCUAGCGAUUUCGGAAAAAUGACUCAAGAUGAUCUAGAUAUUCAUGCAAAGUUUCCACUUUUCAAGUCUAUUAUGGAUAAUGACUUAGGGGUAUUCAUAUCAUUCACAGAAAGAGAAGGAUUUGAUGAAAACAAAAAACUUGUAAGCAAUUUAUAUCCAGAUUCUGGUAAAGGAUAUUCAUUACUUGAAUUAUGCUGUUAUCAUGGAGCAGUUGAUUGUUUCAAGUUCUUAAGAACGAAAUAUGACUCAGAAAUAACUCAAACGUGUUUACAAUUGUCAUUUUAG